CAUGAGUGUUGAAAGCGGUCGAUUUAUUUUUUUUAAAGCGUUUUAACCAGCGCGGGUCACGUGAUCUCUGUUUACAUCCUCUCAGCUGGUUGUGCAGAAAACACGACGGCGGCGGAGCGACAGAAAGUGUGCUGUCGUGGAUUUAAGUUCAUCCGCUAUAAUUGUAUUUAUAUGUGUGUGUGUGAGUGUGUGUACGCGUUUGAUCCGCAUCGAGGAAAAGAAGCAGAAGGAGCCAUGUGAUGGUGAUCUAAAGCGACCUCACAGGACGUAAAUCGCCUCGCGGAUCUGUCAGUCCAAUCCAUCCAUCCAUCGUAUUCUGGAAGAGUUAUUCCUCCGCGGACGUGAAGAGAGGGCACCUCUGUGAACCUCUCCUGGUUUGUUCUUUUUCUCUCCGUGUCUUUGGCGAAAACGGGACCAUGGGCGGAGCCGUGAGCGCCGGCGAGGACAACGACGAUCUGAUUGACAACCUGAAGGAGGCGCAAUACAUCCGCACGGACAAGGUGGAGCAGGUGUUCAGGGCGAUAGACCGCGGGGAUUACUACUUGGACGGAUACAGAGAAAACGCCUACAAAGACUUGGCCUGGAAGCACGGCAACAUCCAUCUCUCGGCCCCGUGCAUCUACUCCGAGGUCAUGGAGGCGCUGAGUCUGCAGCAGGGACUCUCCUUUCUCAAUCUGGGCAGCGGGACAGGAUACCUGAGCACAAUGGUGGGCCUGAUCAUCGGUCCGUUCGGAGUAAAUCACGGCGUGGAGCUGCACAAGGACGUGGUGGAGUACGCGCAGGAGAAACUGGAGGAGUUUAUCAAAAACAGCGACAGCUUUGACAAGUUUGAGUUCUGCGAGCCCCAUUUUGUCGUGGGAAACUGUUUAGAGAUCUCCUCAGACAGCCAUCAGUACGAUCGCAUCUACUGUGGAGCCGGCGUCCAGAAAGACCACGAGAACUACAUGAAGGUCAUGCUGAAAGUCGGUGGCGUUCUGGUCAUGCCCAUUGAGGAUCAGUUGACUCAGAUCACCAGAACGGGACAGAGCUCUUGGGAGAGCAAGAACAUCCUGGCCGUGUCCUUUGCUCCUCUUGUCCAGCAGAACCGAAGUGAAGGCAGCAAACCGGACGCUGUGAUUUUGCCUCCGCUGGCGGUGCGAAGUCUGCAGGACCUGGCGCGCAUCUACAUCCGCCGCACGCUGCGCUGCCUCACCAACAACGAAAGCACGUCGAAGGUGACGGGGCCACGCAUGCCGCAGAAGCGCAAACGCCGGCGCAGACGCAGCCACCGCAACGUGCAGCACCACGUCAACACCUACGUGUUCGUCGGCAACCAGCUGAUCCCGCAGCCCAUCGAGAGCGAGGAGGACGAGAAGAUCGACGACGAGGACAUCAAGGAGGAGGACAAAGAGGUGGAGAAGGACAAACCCGAGCCCCCUCGGGUCAACUUGCUAAGAGACAAGGUCCUGAGUUUGCCUCUGCCCGAAUCGCUCAAGGCGUAUCUGCUGUAUUACAGAGAGAAAUAGGGAGAAAAUGGUGGACUUUCUGCCUAGGAACAAGCAAUGUUUUUUUGUAUUACGGACUCUCUCUCUCACUCUUAAUUCCUUUGAUAAUGUAGCAUAAUUUAAUUUUGUUUCACACCUAUAUAAGGUUGUGCUUUACAAUAAUGAUUUCUAUAGUUCUGGUUCAGAAAUCUUUUGAACCUUUUGAGGACCUUUCUGGGCCCACCAGGACAUUUCAAGGUUUCUAGAUCUCUUUAGUAGCUUGUACUCAGCGUUUGCUCUGAUAUUUCAUUCGUAUUACAACAGAAAUCUUUUAUAUUAAUGAAUUCGCAUCCAGAGCCUGGCCUCGAUCAGUCCUGACUUGGCACUUUAUCCUGAAUGAAUAUUUGCUCUUAGGAAAUCUGCACCAGGCUGUUUCUACACGUUAGUGGACGGUGCGGAUUUCUCACUGUGUGUCUAUUCGAUAAGCUUACGGUUGGGAAGCACGACAAGAUUCUUGUGCGUGCUUUAACGAUAUGUUGUUUCCGUGUUGUUUUUUUUCCUUUCCUUUUCCUCACAAGGUCACCCAAAGUGGUACAAUAUGAAGCAGGCUUCAUUGGUUAUAACUUAAAAAGAAAAGGUCUUUUGGUCCAGUCGUAGAUUAAGCUUAGUCUCUGAUUAAAUUGCACUACUGGUAGAGAUGUUUUAUUCUCAAUGACUUUUCAAACCCAGCGUUGCUACGUUCAUUUUCUUUCUUUCGUUCUUUAUUCCGGCGUCUGGACAACACUCCCAUCAUGUUCCCAUUGAAGACCACGGUCACCGUUUGCCGUUUAGUGUGUCCCAGUGUACACCCACUACAUAUUUUCCGUUCAUAACGAUUUCAUUUGUAAUAUAAUUCUUAUAUUAACACGAUGGUAGAUGCUAAGAAGUGUCAUGUUACAGAAAUUAACAGCUUUAAGAUCCUUAAAAAAAAAAAAAAAAAUAUGUGAAACUUUUGUGUAUCUGAAAACAGUUUAUACAGGUUGGGUUUGAGGUUGCUGUUACUCUUUUGUAGAUGAGAAAAACACAUUUUUAUUUUAACACAGAUGGUGUGUGUAUGUACUAAUAUACACUGUAAAUCAUACACAUUUAAAAUAAUACAGGUGGAAAAAAAAAAGACUUAAGAUUCGUAGAGAGGAGACACUUUUAUCACACUUGCAUUAUACUCUUCUUAGAACUAUGCUUCAAGGCAACCUUUGAUUCAGCGUCUUUCUAUUUUUCUUCAUAGCACAAAAACCACAACUAUAUUCACGUAAGUUGAGGUGUAUAUUAUUAGAGGUAUCUAAGUUUUUUUUUUUCUUUUUUCCAGACUGGGCCAAUGUGGGACUUUUCCCCCCCAAAAUGGAUAUUUUACACAAAGUCAGGAUUUAAGUCUAUUAUCUGCUGGAUAUAUGUACAGUAUGAACUAUAUGGGGUGUGAACUCUUUAAUAAAUUCUAACAUUUGUGAAGA
Clarias gariepinus (North African catfish) is the source of this 2950-nucleotide messenger RNA. RefSeq names its product protein-L-isoaspartate (D-aspartate) O-methyltransferase domain containing 1 (gene pcmtd1). The coding region runs from base 417 to 1505 and encodes 362 amino acids. Gene Ontology annotation, cellular component: cytoplasm. The transcript is spliced from 6 exons. The record is from RefSeq and is a predicted model, not a curated record. NCBI's taxonomy places the organism in Eukaryota, Metazoa, Chordata, Actinopteri, Siluriformes, Clariidae. Gene Ontology annotation, biological process: protein modification process. Gene Ontology annotation, molecular function: protein-L-isoaspartate (D-aspartate) O-methyltransferase activity.